AUGAACAUUAUACACCAUGGUUGGCCCGAAAAACGCAAGAAAUGUCCAUCCCAAGCACUAGAAUAUGAACUGACAGAGAUAGAUGGCAUUAUAUUUAAGGGUCACAAGAUACUCAUACCAAGAGACUUAAGAAGCCAGAUGAUGGAAGCUGUACAUAUAGGUCACAUGGGUAUGGAAAAAAGCUUUAGGAGAGCUAGAGACAUUAAAUUUUGGCCCAGGAUGUCAGCAGACAUCACGAACAUGGUUCUGGAAUGUGGAGUUUGGUUAGAGAGAAGAAACUCGAACACUCAAGAGCCACUGAUCAGCCAUGAUAUUCCAGACUAUUCAUGGGAGACCAUAUCUACAGAUUUGUUCACAUGGAGCAACCAGGAGCAUCUCUUAGUAGUCGAUUACUACAGUAGAUACUUUGAAGUAGAGAAACUACACAAGACAACCAGUCAAGCUGUUAUAGACAGGAUGAAGAAGAUGUUAAGUAGGCUUGGUAUUCCACGAAAAGUCGUAUCGGAUAAUUGUCCGCAAUACACAAGCCAAGAUUUAUCCACAUUUGCUCAGGAUUAUGACUUUAGCCAUGUCACUUCCAGUCCAAAGUAUCCAAAGUCCAAUGGACUAGCGGAGAAGACAGUACAGAUUGCCAAAAGAAUUUUGGACAAGAGCAAGGCAGAUGGGAAAGAUUAUAACCUAGGAUUAGUGGAAUACAGGACAACGCCUUUGAGCUUAGGCUACUCGCCCGCCCAACUUUUGAUGAGUCGCAAGUUGAGGUCCAUACUUCCAGUAGUUCCAGAUGAUCUGAAACCAAAGGUGCCAGUCAGGGUCAAGGAAUUGAUGGAAGCAGAGAGAGAGAAACAGAAAGGAUACUAUGAUCGCAGUGCUAAGCCUUUUCCACUCCUUUCAGUAGGAGACAGUAUAAGGUACCAAGAAGGGAAACUAUGGAAACAAGGAAUAGUCACCAAGGAAGAAGGAGACAGAUCGUACACAGUUAAAAGCACCGAAGGAGCAGUAUACCGGAGAAACAGACGACACCUGAUCAAGUCAAAAGAAAAGUUCGAGCCUGAUGUGUCAGAUUCCAAUAUCGUCAAUUUCAGAGAACCUUCUACUUCACCCCCCAUUCGAACUAGUCCUUCCAAUCCUGUUGAACCAAUCUCAGAAACAGCUACUGAGGCAAAGCAUGACUCCCCUGCUACAUGUAAUCCCACCCCUUAUAUAACUCGUUAUGGUAGGAUUGUUAAGCCCAAAGUAAUUUUGUCAAUGUAG
This is a messenger RNA of Saccostrea cuccullata (small rock oyster), 1251 nucleotides long. RefSeq lists its product as uncharacterized. The coding region runs from base 1 to 1251 and encodes 416 amino acids. Gene Ontology annotation, biological process: DNA integration. The record is from RefSeq and is a predicted model, not a curated record. NCBI's taxonomy places the organism in Eukaryota, Metazoa, Mollusca, Bivalvia, Ostreida, Ostreidae. The transcript has a single exon. Gene Ontology annotation, molecular function: nucleic acid binding.